AUGUCAUGUUCUAAACUCUCAUCAACUUUGUCAAACAUUGGUACAAAUUAUCAAGACUUUUUACGUAAAUUUACCGAUGAAAAUUUCAUGGAUAAUUUAUUAAAAGAAUUUGAUGAAAUAUUGACUAAAUUAAAUGUGAUUGAUCAAUUUUUAUUUUCAAAAUAUGAUCAAUUUGUUAAAGAUAUUAAAGAUUUUAGAGAAUCAUUAUUAAAAUUUGUAUUAGAAUCAAAAGUGCAUUUAUCUGUAUUGAAAGAUAAUUUCAAAAAACAACGUUAUCAAAAUGCUACAGAUGAUAUAAAAUUAAAGUUUAUUAAAGAACGAUUAGAUAAAAUUAAUCGUCAAACAUUAUUUGAUUAUAUUAAUGGAUGUCAAAAAUUGAUAACAACAUCGUUGGAUUUACAUACUGAAUAUGGUACAAGAAUAUUUAAAAUUAAAUAUUUUGUUUUAAACAUUUUAGGUUUUACAGCUAUGGGUGCCCUUGCUGGGUUUAGUAUCGGUUUAGUUUUACCAUUUUUAACUGCAUUUGAAAUGGGUGUUGGUGCUGCUGUUGGUGCACUUGCAGGUCUAGCUUAUGUCAUUUAUCAAUUUGCCUGUGAAUGGGAUAAAAAAAUGAAAAGUAUCGAAAUUGUACGUAAUCAUUUAAUAGAAAUUCAUGAUAUGUUAGAAAACUUAAAACAAACGUUGCAUGGAGCAUAUUAUAGAUUAGGUAUAGCACAAACAGAAUUAGAUGAACAACAAGAAGGAAAAUCAUUUCAAGAUGUUGCUGAUCUAGAAGAUUAUGUGUUAACUUCAUAUAAUGAAUUUAUUAAAUUAGAAAAUGUUUUAUUAAACAUGAGAGACCCCGUACAAUAA
Didymodactylos carnosus is the source of this 852-nucleotide messenger RNA. NCBI's taxonomy places the organism in Eukaryota, Metazoa, Rotifera, Eurotatoria, Philodinida, Philodinidae. The record is from the annotation of a GenBank genome assembly.